This is a messenger RNA of Haliotis rubra (blacklip abalone), 7325 nucleotides long. Its product is annotated as arginine-glutamic acid dipeptide repeats protein-like. The record is from RefSeq and is a predicted model, not a curated record. Gene Ontology annotation, biological process: regulation of DNA-templated transcription. NCBI's taxonomy places the organism in Eukaryota, Metazoa, Mollusca, Gastropoda, Lepetellida, Haliotidae. Gene Ontology annotation, cellular component: nucleus. Gene Ontology annotation, molecular function: chromatin binding; sequence-specific DNA binding; transcription corepressor activity.
UUUGAUUUUUUUGUGUCGAUAUACGAAAAUAUCGAUUGAUUGUGGAGAAGCCGAUAACCGUUCUUGAUUGGAUGGGAAAAGAUUACAUCAUCAGUGAUCUGACCAAUGUGAGGAGGGGUGACAGUGGAGGGUGUGGCGGUUGUCAUGGAAACCUCUCCUGUACUCAAAGAAAAUAAUGCCGGUGGGGAAGACACUAGCAAAGCACCAGUCAAAGAUGGAGGUGUUAGAAGGAAGAAGAUAAAGAAAAACAAAAAGCCUGUGAAGAAGGCGUUGAACAAGAUCACGAGCAACGCAGUGGUGGAUAUUAUCGUCCAGGGUGCACCCCCCAGACGCAAGGGUGGACGUAAUCGAGGUGCUGGGGUGUUGCGCAAGAAGGGGGAUGAUAUCAUCUCGUAUACCACAGACGAUGGAGUGAAAUAUAGACCUGGAGAUUGUGUGUACAUCGAAAACAACCGCCCCGACCAGCCCUACUACGUGUGUGCAGUCAAGUAUUUCCGAGUGACUAAGAGGGACACGCUAGUGGUUCACAUCAAGUGGUUUUUCCGCCUGUCUGAAGUACCGGAGUCUGUCUAUCAACCGCUGGUUCAGGAUCGCCACACAGAGAAUCACACUGGCCGUGAUUCUGCGUUGAAAGAUCCGUUGGUUCGGUCCCGAGAGCUCUUUAUAUCGGAUGCAACGGAUACCUACCCAGUCACAGCUCUACGCGGGAAGUGCACAGUAGCCCACUACCAGGACAUAUACUCGGCCAAGGAUCUCGAGCCCAAACCCGACCACUUCUUCUACGUCCUCGGGUAUAACCCUGAGACCAAGAGACUGGCGACAACGCAGGGUGAGAUCCGGGUGGGCUCGAGCCAUCAGGCUCGACUGCCGGAGUAUAAGCCGGAUGUCCGCCCACCCGACAUGCCGGAGAGCUGUGACAAGCAUGAAGAUCUCAAAUGGCAGCCGUUGUGUGUCAUGGAUGGCGAUCUCAUCAUGUACCUCCGUGCAGCAAGGAGUAUCGCCGCCUUCGCAGGGAUGUGUGAUGGAGGCUCCACGGAGGAUGGUUGCCAGGCAGCGUCCAUGGACGACCAGCGUCCAUGGAACGAGACCACCAUCAAUGCCAUGGACAUACUGCACGACUACAAGUACGACACUGGGAAGUCGCUGCAAGCCCUCGUCCGAAGUCCAGCGCUACGCAGCAUUGAGAAGAAGUGGACAGAGGAUGACUCGAAACGGUUCAUCAAGGGUCUGAGGCAAUAUGGCAAGAACUUCUUUAAGAUCAGGAAAGAAUUGUUGCCUCAUCGAGACACGGCUGACCUGGUGGAAUAUUACUACUUCUGGAAGAAAACUCCGUCUGCAGCAUCAAAUCGACCUCAUCGGCGACAUCGGCGCUCCGGACUGAAGAGCCAGACCACGAGGUCGACCAGCCAGCCCAGCGGCGACUACUUGGACCAAAGCUCAGCCAGUGAGGUGUCGGAGGAUUCGGACGACAGCGAUGGAGGACGGGACUUGACCACGUACGCCUGCAGGAAAUGUUUCACAACAACCUCCAAGGACUGGCACCAUGCCGGUAAAGACAAGGCCCUCCUGUGCACGCAGUGUCGGCUCUUCUUUAAGAAAUAUGGGGAGGAACGGCCCAUAGACCGGCCCCGCGAACCCCCGGCAUUCCUGUUUAAACCGUACAGGAAGAACGCCAACUGUGACAACAUUAACGGCAAACACAACAUGAGAACAAGGAGAAGCAACAACACGGGAAAUAAAGGAAAGAAGAAAGACAGAUUGAGUACAAGUAGCCCUGACAUUGUUGAUAGCCCAGUAAACGGAGCAAGCACCCAGAAAGGUCGCAUUUCUCCAGGAACAGUAAGCACUUGCAGUAGUAGCAGCAGCACGGAUAAAGAUAGCAAGAGAAAGUCCACAAACAAGGAUCGAUUGUUGAGUGGCAGAAAACGUCUCAAUAACUCAGAGACUGAGGACGGGAAACUUUCCAAGAAGAAGAAACCUCAGGAACGGUCCGAUUCGGAUUCUCUCUCAGACAGCAGCAGUAACGAGGACGACGAGAUCGAGGCUGAUGCCGACCUUGAAGAGGUCAAUCAGGACGAUCUGAGUUCGAGUUCACCGCCGUCAACACCAAGUCCGAUCGACAACGAGGAAUUUAAACUGCAGAAAGACUGCAUCAAACCAGCACCCCAACUCCCAGUGCAAUCACCUUCCCAUCAUUCUCUGCUGUAUCAAACUGUUGGCGAGAAUCAUAUGAAUCUACCACAGCGACAGUCCCCUGUUACCGUGGGCCCCGCCCACCCAGUUCCCCUGGUGCCUGUUCUAGAGGGCACCACCAGUCCACUUCCUGUUUUACAGGAGCCGACAUUGAGGUCCGAACUGCACCCAUCAACACCAUCAGCAGUAACAGUGCCGGCCCUCCUCCCUGCACAACCAUCGCUCACAAUACCCCCAGCAUCACAAUCCCUGGCCCCAUCACAGCCCCUUCCCUCCACGACACAAUCACCAACCACCCCAGUAUCACAACCCCAUCCAUUCCAGCCUGUAUAUGCCACUCCGCUACCCCAAUCACAACCUCCGCCCCCCCACCCCUAUUGCCGUCCCUGCCCAACACAAACCCCACUCCCCCCAGUGCCAGGUUUGAUUCCCAUCAAGCAGGAACCCAAGUCUCCGCCUCGUGCUCGCACGUGGGAAGAAACAAUAAACAAGGCAGUCGAUAACGGAAUCACCAAUCCUCAUCAAGCAGACGUCAAACCCCCAUCAUUCAACAUGAGCAUAGACUCACGAAUAGACUCAAGAAUAGACUCACGAAUAGACUCUCGUUUAGACACUCGUGUAGAUUCUCGUCUAGAUUCUCGCGUAGAUUCUCGCCUAGACUCUCGAAUAGAUCCUCGAAUAGACUCUCAUAUUGACUCUCGAAUAGACUCUCGCAUUGACCCUGAUAGGGUCCGGAUGCAAGUGAAGCUCGAAGAAAGGGAUGUGCCCAGCUUCCUCCCGUCUGUGCCCGCCCCGGUGCGGACCUCAACUCCGAACCCCGCUCCAACCUCCAUCCCCGUCCAUCCCUCACAACCAACAAUCGAGGGUCCUGGUCUCACCCCAAGUGUUGUCAUGGAAACAGAACCACCAUCAUCCAAUGCACAGCCAGAGCCUGAAGUGGUGCAAAUUGACCAAGAUGAUGAUGAGAGUGAUGAUGAUCGAACGGGGACUUUGAGCCCUGGCCCCGAUCCAACACCGUGUAGUAAGGAGGUUCAUCGAAGCAAGGCCGCAAUAUUCAUCCAGAUCCUUAACCGUGGAGCCAACAACUCCUGUUCCCGAUGUGACCUCGUCUUCCGGCCGUUCCCAAACUCCAGCCUGGCCAAAAAGCGAGAAGAUCGGGAACGAAAGUCCUCCCAGCCAACACAACCAGUACGAGAGGAGAAACCAGCGGCGGCAGCAGCAGCAGCAGCAGCAGCAGCAGCAGCAAUCAAACGCACGGAGACCCCGCCCCGGUCACACUCCGUCGAGGCGCACGUCUCCAGCUCUCACUCUCAGUCCACUCCGUACGCAGAGAGACACACACCCAGGUCGUCCCUCUACACAGACACGCCCGCUCUCCGGCAGCUCAGCGAGUACGCUCGCCCUCACGCAAUGUCCAGUCAAGAUAUACCACGCUCAGUGCCCUACACUGUUGGUGGUAUGGGGAUCCCCCAGCAGAUGGACCCCAUGAUGAGCUACAGACUUGCGAUGUAUCCCCCAGGAUCUCGGGAAAGGCUGGAGCUUGAACUCGAGCGAGACAAGCGGGAACGAGACGCCCGGGAAAGGGACCUUCGGGAACGAGAAUUACGGGACAUGGAGUUGCGAGAAAAAAUGAAGGCGGAAAUGGAAAUGAAACCGCCAGGUACGCCGAUGUCCAAACUAGGUUUGGAUCGUCUGGUCCCACACGGAGCGAAUCCCUUGGAUCCUCAUUGGUUGGAAUUGCAGCGUCGCUAUGGUUACCCGCCCGGUGCCCCCUUGGUGCCAGCUCACACAGGUAGCUCUAGCAGCAGCACCCCCCAUAUACCAGGUGUGUAUCCGCCCGCCAGCCUUGCUAGUGACUUGAUGGCGCGGGAACGAGAGAAGCUGGAUCGACUCGGCUUCCCACCACACGUCUUUGGAGCCCUCAGUCAUCGGGAACAGCUACUUCUUCACGGCGAGAUUGAGCGUGCAUCGGCAGCGGAGAGACUUCACGCGGAACGUCUGAUGUUGGCCUCGGCAGACCCUGUACUGCGGAUGCAGAUGGGAGUGGCGGCCGCCAACAAUGCAGCCAUGCAUGCCCACACGCACACACAUGCACACUCGCACACUCAUCUCCAUCUCCACCCAGACAACCCGAACGGAACAACGCCCUCUUCCUCCGGCCUCCAUCCUCUCAUAUCUCCGCAUAUAUACCCGCCUGUAGCUCCAGAUAUUCUGCAAACUGAUCACAUGACUGGGCGAAUGAUUUACCAAUUUUACUCCCAACGCCUCACAAACGAACACAUCUACAUGCAAAGAGUCACUAACGAGUGUUAUCUCCGCGCACAGAAAGAUAGGGGCAACGCGGGGGUAGACCCAGCACAUUUGGUCUAUCAGUUUUCUCGUGCUGACCCCAUGUCAGGGGUGCCGAGUCAGGCGGCAGUGGCAGCGGCGGCAGCAGCGAGUGGUCAGAACCAUGCGUUGCCGUCGUUGCAGCAUGGGAUCUCCCCCCAUGGGAUCCUCCCCGGCAGCAGGGAACAAGAGCUGCUUCAGCGAGAGCUCUAUAGUCGGGCGUACAUGGAUCCCACUCUCGCACAUCAGCUGUCGGCAGCCCAGGCUGCUGCUCAUCAUGAUGCUCUACAGAGACAGCUGGCUCUGGAGAGAGAUCGCUAUGGCAACACUGGCCAUCUGCCUCACUGAUUGGUUGUCCGGUGAAGAUGUCAAAGGUCAUUUAUCGUAUUCAAGGCUGUGGAUAAAGGAGGUGUGAUGUUGUGACAGAUACACGGUGUAAUGUGUGACAUGUCGUGCAUGUCGGUGUACAUGCAGAUAUAUACACCAGUGCUGAAAGCUGUACAUUUCAAUGUUUAUUUCAAGUGGAUGGAGUAACAUAGCAUAUCAAAUACUCGAGUGUGUGUCAGUGCCGAAAUCCAUCACACCGUGGAUGUUGUUGGGGAGGAUACCGGAAUACCCAGGCUGUGAUUGUGUAAAAGUGUCAUAUCGUCAAAUAGUGUUACAGGCGACAACUCUUGAUAUGAAAGCAACUGACAAUGGGUUCUCUGGUCGGAUUCACUGGCACACGUGCCAGGCUCGCAGCAAGACCACACAGGUGGUCAGGUGACAGAUCACGUGAUAAAUCACGUGAUCAGACUGUACAACGCCAAAUCUCUGCAGUACAUUGGACGAUACAGCUGCAGAUGGAUAUCUGUGUAUUUAUUGAUAAUAAGCAUAUCACACAUGCUUAAUGGUGCCAUUGCAUGAAGUAAUGCAUCGUGAACAAUCAAAACCCUCCCAUCUCCCAGGACGUUUGUUGAUCUAAGUCUUGUGGCGGCCUAUUGGUUGCCGCAACAUUCUCAUCUGUGUUCAUAUAGUUACCAUAGCAACAUUUCUCUUCAUUGAAGUCAUUGUGUACGUACGUCAUCAUCAUGAAAGGGGAGAUAACUCUUUAGGACGAGUCAUCUCGGGAGGUAGAUACUGUACGGUCAUGUUUGUGACAUAUUGUAUUGAAUGAUCAAGGAAAACAAAUAUAUUCUUUGUGUCUGUUGGAAAUAUCAAAAUGUUAUUUAUGCAACAUUUUUAUUUAAUUUUUUAAAUAGAUUUUUAAUAGUUCCCAUUAAGAUUAAAGCUGAUUCCGAUACUAGAUAUAAUUGUAUUGGUAUUUGCCCAACUGAGGUUCAAUGAAAUGCGUGAAACUUGAUUUAUUGUUCUCAAUAUCAGUGUAGAAAGACCAGCUUUCAUUCUAACCACAAUUCUUAUCCUACACACAAUUACUUGGUAUUGCUGGGUCUGUUCCUUUUAUUCAUAACAAGAUCAGUAGGUGGUUCAGCAAAGCAAAGUACCUUCUUGUCAACCCCAAAUAUUAUUCCAAAGUACAAUUUCAAAAAUUGUUUCUCAGGCACGAGUAGUUGACAACCGGUUUUAUUUCAUACAGAAAGUAACCAAGGGUUUCUUUUCAUUUUUUGUCUGAAACAGAAAUAAAAUGCUUUCAUAUUUGAGGAGUGUUUUUGGUAUAUUGUACUGCCUGAGAAGCCUUUGUUUUCAUGUUUGUGGAACUGGCAGCAUGUUCACUCUGUGAAGGAUACCGAGACCUUCGAUUCUCAUGGGGACCUAGUCCUGUCUCGAUUCUGACGAAGAACAUACAAGACGGCAUCAACUGCUCAACACCUCCUCAUAUAAAACUACCCAGAUUUAAGGAAACAUGUUUAAGUAGAUUCUGUGUUUUGAGCAGUGUCUGGAGUUCAGAUCAGUAUAAGAUAAAUAUGAGAUCAGACUACAAAACCGUUUUAACUUCAUUUUCAUUUGUUUGUUAUGAACGGUAUUCCCAGCUCUCAAAUGUUGUUCAAGUGGCGUUCAUAAUUUAUGUUUUCCUCAUUUCACAACUGUUGUGUAUGAGGAGUAUGUAUCAUUUCAAAAUCCAAUUCCCCUGAUGUCAUGAAAUCUCUGAUAUGGUGAUGAGUUGUCCCCCUUUGACCACGUAUUCUUAGGCAGCAGCUAGAUUCUCCAUUGUUUCAACUCCAUGUAUUAAACUCUCUCCUCCAAACCAUGAAAUUUUAAACUGUCAUUGUAUGUGUACAAUCUUAUUUUUAUCCCCAAGAUGUAAAAAGUUUUGUAUAAAGAUUUCUCUAUGAAAUGUAAAUUGCACUCCGAUUUUCAACAGAAUGUCUGGUGGUUUAAUGUAUUGGGGCAACCUGACCUCUCAGUCUCACACGCAAGAAUGGAUGCUUCUUAAGUAGAACUGAAGAAAUAUGGACUACAAUGAAUAAAUACUACCAGAUUAUUUAACAAGUAAAUCAUAUUACCUUCGGGUUAGUGAAAUAUGGACAGUUCAAGAAUUGUUGACAAUAAUUGUUUCAUGUGGUGACAAGUAUUUUUCGGAGAAAGGUCAAAACCUCGGUAAGUUAAUGUGGCAAAAGUUUAUUACGACUUUAUGGAACUAAUGUCAGAGUGAAUUGGCAUAAUACCGUAGAGAGAGGCUCUGCUUGUGUGUGAGACGAGUUGUGCAGUGUUGCUUCCAUCGAGGGGCUCUCUGUACAGUCACGUGACUCUGACGGCGCCCCCUGGUGGCCGACUUCCGUGUACAUACUGCAUCAUUGUGUGAGCACUGCACUGGUCGGUUAUAGUGCCAACAUCUAGCUCAUCAAUAAAAUUUGCUUCAGUCA